This is a messenger RNA of Larimichthys crocea (large yellow croaker), 10847 nucleotides long. RefSeq lists its product as uncharacterized. The coding region runs from base 219 to 10460 and encodes 3413 amino acids. The record is from RefSeq and is a predicted model, not a curated record. Lineage: Eukaryota; Metazoa; Chordata; Actinopteri; Sciaenidae. Gene Ontology annotation, molecular function: protein binding; zinc ion binding. The transcript is spliced from 46 exons.
AGACGAAGGAAAAGGAAAAGAUGGCUGUCACUGCCUUAACUACCCAUGUUACUCUUCUUUCUUCCACUUUCAGGACAUUAAAGCAAAGAGAGAGGAGUGUUCAACCACCUGCGAAUUAAAGAAAAUUGUUUGUGAGGGAAAGCCACACUUGUGCCUGUUUGCGGCAAAGACAAUAUCUAAGCAACAACUACGGGGCCUCCUGUUACCCAUGAUGCUCAAUGGAGUCCAAUAAGGGAACAAGUACUUCACCACAAAGGAAUGAAAGGGCUGAAGACUCAGAGGCAGCUUCCAGCCCUAAUAAUUCCAGCUUUGAUGAUGAUAGUGAUGAUGGCGAACUAUCUGAGAGUGGACCAAGCCGUAAAAACAGUCAGCGGGACAGUUCACCUUUUGGAGAUUCCUCUCAACCUGUUGAACUCGAUGAGACUUCAUGCACUCAGCAGGAGGAGGAGGAGGAGGAGGAGGAGGCUGUUUGGAGCUCUGAAGAACAUGGGUGGGAUGAAGAUUUCAGACCCAGAAAGCCUACCCCAAAGCUCACAGAGCCUUCUUUCACCAGCAAAAAUUAUUGUUAUGUCUGUGGUAAAGGUUUCUCUAAAAUUAGCCGACAUCUUUUGACACAUGCUGAUAUAGAGCCUGAAAUCGCUGAAGCUUCUGCAUUACCUCUAUGCUCCAAAGAACGGAAAAGAGUAUUUGACACUUUCCGGAAUCGGGGAAAUUACAAACAUAAUCAAGAGGUGCUGAAGAACAAGCAUGGAGCGUUGAAACUGAAAAGACGACCAAUGAACGCGCAUGCCAGUGCUAGUUCACAUGUUCACUGUCUAUAUUGUAAAGGCAUGUUACAGCGUAAGGAAAUAUGGAGACAUGUAGCUAAAUGUCCUUUUAAGCCAAACUCUGAUAAAGAUGGCACGACAAGUGUCUUAACUGAGAUUGCUCUUGCAGAAUCGCCAUACUGUCAAAAACUUCCAUCUGGUGUGUUGAAUCUUCUGUUAUCGAUGAAACAAGAUGAGGUUGCAUUCGCAGUUCAAAAUGAUUUUCUUCUAAUACAGCUGGCACAGUCUCUGUGUGAUAGGUAUUUAGAUGAAACGAAUAAACAUGAAUUCAUCAGAAAGAGGCUGCGGGAAAUGGGAAGACUUUUGAUAAGGCUGCAGCAAGAGUCAAUACAAAGCUUUGAAGACGCUAUUAAACCCAAAAACUUCUACAAAGUUAUUGAGACGGUCAGAGACAUCGCUGGUUUUCAUGAAAUGACGCAGCGCUACAGGACACCGAGUCUUGCUGUGAAAAUGGGAUAUUCGCUCAAAAAAAUAGGUUCCAUCAUCCUCGCUGGCACUGACGUCAGUGAGCGGGUGAAGAGGGACACAAAGACAUUCAUGAGGAUGUGUUCAAAAGAAUGGAGUGAAAUUACCUGCCACACAGCCGUUCCAUGUGGACCAAAAGUAAAGAACCCGUCAACCAUACCGUUCACGCGUGACAUGCAGGUUUUCUACAACUACCUUGAAGCAACAUCAGCUUCUGCCAUUGAGAGCAUGAAGAAUGAUGAAAGCCAAGAGGUCUACACUGCACUUUGCAGAGUGACGCUUGCACAGGCGUCAGUCUUAAACAAAUGUGCACCUGAGGUUUCGAAGAUGACACUGAAGACAUUCCAGGAAAGAGACGACACAACCAAAGUAUUGUCCAAAAACUUCAUGAGAAUGAACAUCCUGAGCAGUCGGACUGGUGAAAACGUUGCCAUCUUGUUGACCUCUGAACUCGUCAGUGCAAUGACACUUCUUGUGACAAAGAGAGAAGCAUGUGGCGUAAACAAAGACAACCCUUUCUUGUUUGCAAAGCCAAACUCUUCUCAGACGAGCCAUUACCACGGAAGGCACUGCAUCAGGCCUUUUUCAAGAGUGUGUUGUGCAAAGAACCCAGCGCACCUCAGGUCGGUGCAUCAUCACAAGCACGUCGCAAGAGUCUUCCAGAUCCUCAACCUGGAGAACGAUGAGCUUCGUCACCUUGCUAAACUGCUGGGCCAUGAAAUCCGGCCUGACAGGGAGUAUUAUCGGCUGCCAGAGGCAGCUCUGGAACUUGCAAAAAUUGCAAAACUUCUCCUGGCAAUGGAAAAAGGUUCUCUUGAAAGAUUCAAAGGAAACACUCUGGAGGAAAUUGAGAUCGAGGAUGAAUUGGAGCCAGAUGGGGAGCAGUAUGACUCUGAAAACAGCGACGCUGAGGAGGACGAAGAAGAAUCAGAUCUUCAGCAGAGCGAUGUUGUGGAACAAGAAGCUGUGAAGAAAAAGCAGAAAAGACAACCGACUCCUGAGCAAGAUGCCGAGGAGCACAUAAAAGCUGGAAGAGACAAACCCUUCCUGGAGGAAAUGUUUAUUGACCACCAGAAAGGGAGAGGUGUGUUUACCCGUGAGCCCAUUGAGCCAUCCACCUUCGUUGUUGAGUAUCGGGGGAACCUCUUAUUGAACAAAGAAAGCGGGAAAAGCAAACAUGGCGAUACUUUGAAGAAUUAUCUGUACGACUUCUCAUGGGAUGGAAAAAACUGGCGCAUUGAUGCUUCGAAUGAGGACGGGACCCUUGGAAGACUUGUUAACGACGAUCACAAAAGUCCAAACUGCAAAAUGAAGAAAAUUGUUUAUAAGGGAAAGCCACACUUGUGCCUGUUUGCAGUGAAGAAAAUAUCUGCAGAUGAGGAGAUAACUUACAACUACGGGAACACCUCUUACCCAUGGCGCUCAGCGGAAUCUGGUGGGUCAGAGAUGAACCAAAAUUAUGCUGCAUCCUCAUCAGACAAUGAAAGUUUUGAGGAUGCAGCAGCCAAUUCCGCAGAAUCCUGCUCUGAUGACGAAUACAAACCUGACUGUGACCCGAGUAGCGAUGAGAGUUGUACCAGCACCUACACUCCACCGUGUAAGAGAUCCAAGAAAGAUCCAGACUCAGAUUCUUCUAAACGGCGGCGCUUUGAGCAGCGGGUCAAGUCUGAUCACAGCUCUGAUGACGAUUUUAGCUCUGAUGGAGAUGACGUAGAGUUCAAAGAUCCUACCCAAACCAACAAAAAUUACUGUUAUGUUUGUGGGAAAGCUAUGACUAAACUUUCUCGUCACCUUUUCACACAUAGAAAAACAGAACCUGACAUAGCCGAAGCCUUUAUGCUACCUCCAGGCUCCAAAGAACGAUUCGCACUGCUUGACAAGUUACGAAACAAAGGAAAUUUGAAACACAAUGAAGAGGUGAUAAAGACUAACCGUGGAGAACUGAAAGUGAAAAGAAAAAGGUCAAACCAGUUCACCGGCAUUCAGACAUUUGCACAGUGUCUGUAUUGUAAAGGCAUAUAUAAUCGUCAGUUAAUGUGGCGACAUAUGCAAAAGUGCACAUUAAAGAAAACGAAAGAAACAAAAAGAAAGAUUAAAGUCCAAACUCUGUUUGCUGCUGCAGAGGCCACAGACCUCAUGUCAUCACAAGUGAUGAAUUUGGAAGAGAUCAUAAAAAAGCUAAAGAAUGAUGAGAUUGCAUCUGUAGUUAAAAAUGAUACCCAUAUACUGCAGCUGGCACAGUGUUUGUACCAUGUGAAAAAAGGUAAAAACAUGCAAGAAAACAUCACAUCGAGGCUAAAGCUAUUGGGAAGACUCAUGUUGACAUUACAGAAAAAGUCGAUUAGUAGCUUUGAAGAUGCUCUCAAACCUCAAAACUUCAGCCACGUCAUUGAUGCUGUUAAAGAACUCGCUGGCUUCAAUGAAGAGCUGAAAACUUAUCACACCCCAACUCUUAUGAUGAAAUUGAUGACCUCACUCAAGACAAUUGGCGAAAUUAAAUACGCCCGAGCUUUGAAAGACAAUGCUGACAAACAGAUAAUAUGUGAAGCUGAGACAUUUAUGAAGUUGUGUGACAAAGAAUGGAGGCGCACCCGCCCAUCAAGGUCAAAAUUAAGUGCAUCGACCGUACCGUUCAUACAAGACGUGCAGCUUUUAUGUCAGUACAUGGAGAGCACGGCGUCGUCUGCAGUUCAAAGUCUGACGAUGUAUGAAUGCUCUCAGGUCUUCAUUGCACUUCUCAGAGUGACGAUCGCUCAACUGUCGAUCAUAAACAAAAACAUGAUGAAAGUUUCAAAAGUAACAGUCAAGUCAUUCAACGAAAGGGACAACACUGAGGGUCAUGGAGACACUGCUGACCCUCAGCCACAGUUGGAGCAAAUUUUGUCCAAGCACUAUGUGAAGCUCAAACUUGUGUGCAACAAGGGCAAGGAAGUUGUUGCUAUAAUGACCCCCCAACUGAUCUCUGCAUUAACACUGCUUGUGAGCAAGAGAGAAUCAUGUGGAGUGCAUGCAAAUAAUCCCUUCUUAUUCGGAAGACCUAGUGCCUCAUGUUCAAGCUUCUUCCACGGACACCAGUGCAUGGGCACUUGUGUAAUUCGGUCUGGCGCAAAGAACACAACAAACCUCAGGUCUGUGUUUUUUCAUCAGCACAUUGAAAGAGUUUUCCAGAUUCUCAGCCUCUCGGACGAUGAGCUCGGUCAGCUAGCCAAGCUGCUGGGCCGUAGCAUUCGGACCGACAGAGAAUAUUAUCGGACGCCAGAGGCAGCUCUUGACAUCGCAAAGGUCUUGGAGAUACUGUCAGCAAUGGAGAAUGGAUCUCUGGAAAGGUUGGAAGGAAAAUCUUUGGAGGAAAUUGAGAUUCCAGAUAUAUUGGAGCCGGAUGGGCAGCCAAAUGUAGAGUCAAAUGAGGUGUCGGAUGUGGAGGCAGAUGGAGAGCAGGAGAACCCCGAAAACCGUGAUGCUGAGAAGGGCGGUGAACUAUCAGAGCUGUCUCUUCAGCUGAGUGGUCUUUUCUGCUUUUCGACACCUAAAAAACCCAGAAGAGUUUCUUCCUCAAGGAAACGUGGCAAGAGCAAGACCCAGAAGCAGGAGAGUGAAGCUGAGCCAUCUGAGCUGAACGAUGAGAGAAACAAUGAGGUGAACUCAGAGCAGGAUGACGAUGAAAUGCCAGAGAGCUGCGAUGUCGACACACCUGAGAAAACGGUGGAAACUACAGAGGGCGCCUCGAAGAUGUGGUUUAGCGACGACGAUGACGACAUGAACGUGGACUUUGACAUCGACACCGAUGACGAUGUCAGAAAUGAGGAUAAUGACGAAGACGGUGACACAAGCAGGUCAGCACCAAUACCCUGGAUACCAGUUGAACAAGACACAACAAAGCACGACAAUGACAGCAGUGAUACCAAGAAGACCGACAGCCCACCUAACAUGGACACAGCAGUUUCAGACCAUGAAGAGAGUAAAGACGUUGAUGAAGUGAACAAUGUGGAGCAAAAGAACAGAAGUUCCUCUGGCAUUGGAAAUACAGAAAAGAAUAAGAAAUUACUGGCUGCCAUGAAAGAAGUGAAGAUAUUAGUCAAAAGACUUGACAUUGGAACAUUGCGAUUUCCAGUCCAGGUUUCCAAGUUAUCGUCUGUGUGCAACUCUGACAAUGAAAAGAAAAAAAGCGAACAACUUUAUGUGAAAGAUCAGACCGUCCACGAUGACUGCAACAAAUCUCCAAAACCCUCUACAUCCACUAAAGACAAGCUGAGUUCUGCAAAGGAAGUGCAGAUGAUCUGCUCCCACUGCAAGAAGAGCAUGCUGAAGGGACAAACAGCUUACCAGAAGAAAGGAUUCACAGACGUCUUCUGCUCCAAAAACUGCCUCUUCGCAUUGUUUCCUGUCAACAAAACCGUCACCAAGACCUGCCAUUACUGCCAUCAGGCGAUAUCGCAGCCUUUGGACCUCAUCAUGGCUGCAGUGGACAUUAAAGGAACUAUGAAGGAAUUCUGCGGUAUAAACUGUCUCUGUGCUUUUAAGUACAACACCGUGCCAACCCAACCAACGCAAACAAUCUGCCGCACGUGCAAGAAAAUCUGCACUACCACACAUGAUUUUACCCUGUACAACGUUAUCCACAAGUUCUGCAGCGACGCUUGUUUGCAGGAUUUCCGCAGAGAGAACGAGUUUACCUGUGCGAACUGCACCUCCACCUGCCUACACAAGCCGCUCAUGCUGAAGCUGGAGGGCGAGGAGACCAAAACCAUCUGCAGUGACGAAUGUCUGGACCAGUUCAAAGAGGAAAUCACGACGCCUCACAAGUGCCACGUGUGCCUGGCGCCUCGACCGGUGUCGAAGAUGGUUCAUUACAAAAGUGAAGAGAACGUGGUGAAGCUCUUCUGCAAUCGCUACUGUGUGUCGUCAUACAAGACGUAUCUUGGGUGCAAGGUUCAAGAAAAUAAAAGCUCAGCUCAGUCGAAGGAGGGGAAAAGAGACGAACAAUCGAGUGAGGACGGAAAGAUCGCUUCAGACUCCGCCGUGAGAGAAAACGAUGCUGAAUCUGAGGAGCCAUCGAUCAUCUACGCAAAGUCUGACGUUAAAUGUUGCCAGUGUAGAAAGGAAGUGCAAAGAGGACAGACACUUUACCGGCCAAAGACCUCACAGGAGGUUUUCUGCUCAGCCUCUUGUCUCUCUGAAAGGCAUCCCCACCUCAAAAUAAUCCAGAAGAAAUGUCACAACUGCUUCCAGGUGAUACUGCGACCUCACGACAUGAUUCUGGCUCCGGUGGAUGAUUCGGGAACCGUGAAGGAACUGUGCAGCAAUGCCUGCCUCGCUUCUGUCAACUCCAGGAGGAACCUUUCUGCAAAACCUACCGGACCUCGAUCACACUGCAGGAUAUGCGGCAGAUUUAGCUGGUGCCGGUUUUGGCUGAUCCUGGACGGCUUCAAGCACAGACUUUGCAGCGACGCCUGCUACAUCAGCUACCACAAAGCGAACAACAUGCCUGUGUUUAAGUGCAACAUCUGCAGCUCCAUCUGCCACGAGACCCGGCUCGUGCUGGAGACCGAGGACGGCAGUAAAACCGUCUGCAGUGAAGAAUGUUUGGUCAAGCUCAAAAAGAAAAUCGAGGAUGCCCGUCUGUGCCCGAUGUGCCAGACGCUCCAUCAGCUGUCGGACAUGGUUGAAAGUAAAAACAAAGAGGGCAAGCUGGAGUUCUUCUGUAGCAACAGGUGCAUGAUGGUCCACAAGGCUCAGUCUGUCACUGCACCAGGUACAGGAAGGAACAGCCCAACACUGGAUGAGAUUGACGUUAAAGAAGUGAAGCCAUCACUACCAAAUCUGGAUUGUAUAAAACAAGAGCCCAUUGAAGAAGAGUGCAACCAGAAUCUGUCAUCCUCCAUACCCCCAGAAAAUAUCAAGGACGAGCCGAACGCGGCAAAGGAGGACUUGAAGAUCGGGUCAGUGUUCUCCUUGAAGGGAGAGCCCAAGGCUACAGCGCUCACGCAGGAUUUGCCGGUGUCUUGCUCCAACUGCAAAAACGUCCUGAUGGACGGAGAGACGGUUUAUCAGAGGAAAGGCCGGGCGGAUAUCUUCUGCUCCACUUCUUGCCUUUUGAAAUUUUACCAAAUGAAACAAGCCAUGAAGACAUGCCACUUCUGCCUUCAGGUGAUAACACAGCUUCAGGACGUCAUCCAAGCUCCGGUGGACAACGAGGAGACGAUGAAGGAUUUCUGCAGCGAGACCUGCCUGACCUCCUUCAACUACAAGAAGAUCACCAAAAUACCAGUCGCCCCAGUCGGAUCGCAGUCACAAUGCACCAUAUGCAGCAGAUACCGCAUUAGCAAGCAUGAGAUCGUACAGCACGACGUCGUCCACAAGAUCUGCAGCGAUCCCUGUUUCCUCCGCUUCUGCAACGUGAACAAGCUGUCGAUCUGUGAGAACUGUUGCUCCCACUGCAGCACGCCUGUCAUGCUGAAGAUGGGAGAAACCAGAAAGAAAUUCUGCAGCGUCACGUGUCUGUCCCAGUUCAAACAGAAAUACAAAACGCCUCAGCCGUGUGCCAUGUGCUGCAGCCCUCAUGGGAUGACGGAUAUGGUCGAAAACAAAAAUGCCGAGAACGAGGUGGAGCUCUUCUGUACCAACAGUUGUGUAAUGGCGUCCAAGAUCCAGGCCGUCAGUGCGUCAGGUCGUGCACUGAAUUGUGACAACUGUGGGAAGUCGACAGUACCAGCCUGCCAUCUCGCCAUGUCGGAUGCCUCCAUCAGAAACUUCUGCAGUCUAAGCUGUGCCAUGGUUUUUAAGGAGACACAGACUGCUACCGUUAACUCAACAGGCGCCUCGGACCAAACCCAAAGCGCUUUCCUCAAACCACCGGAGAAACUGCCGUGCGCUCAGUGUCGGCGUAUUUUAAAAGCUGCGCCCAAAGUUGUUCAGAAAAAGGGGAAAAUGAAUUUUGUGUGCAGCCUGGCCUGUUCUCAGGAGUUUAAGAGGGUCAACAACAUCACGGGCAAGUGUGAAUACUGUAAGAAUGAAAAGAUCAUCAGAGACAUCAAGAGGGUCGACGGCAGAGACUGUUACUUCUGCAGCGACGGAUGUAAGAUGCUGUUUCGCCAUGAGCUGGAACAGGAGUGGGGUGUGCACUGUUCCUCGUGUGCUUACUGCAUGUGCAUCUCGAGGACGUUGGUAACGGCAAAGUAUAAAGGCACUGAUGAGAAGUUCUGCUCUGAAGACUGCAACUCAAAAUACAAAAUGCUCUUCUGCCAUAUCGCCAAAUGUGACACCUGUGGUCAUGAGGGGAAGCUGAGGCAGAGUCUUCCUCUGCUGGGAGAAGUCAAACACUUCUGCGACCUCAAGUGUGUCCUGCAUUUCUGCAAUCAGAAGGUCCAGACGGUCAACGCAGACUCUUCACCUCCCAGAUCUGCCGGCACAACAGAGUCCUCCCCGGUCAUCGCCAACGUCAUCUCGCUCGCUGGCGCUUUGGCUCGGCAGCCCAGCGCUUCUGUCAGCUCUGCAGAGCAAACGUUGUUCUCUGUCCCCGAUACUCAAACAAAGGUUGUUGGACACGCCAGUGUUCAAACAGUCCCCAAAGAGCUGAAGAACAAGUCCAUGCUCUGCACACCGUUGGUCCAUAACAAAGGAGUCUCCUGUACGCCACAGACUGUCGACACAGAAGCACAGACGGACAACUUUGUACCCAAAGUCGUCGUCCUGCCUCUCCCGGUGCCGGUGUACGUUCCUAUGCCGAUGAACAUGUACAGUCAGUACACACCCAAGCCUGUUGGCCUGCCCUUACCGCUGCCUGUGCCCGUGUUUCUUCCUGGGAGGUCGGAUGGCGCCAACCCGGCAAAGGAGACAACCCAGCCCGACCCUCCCAAGGAAGAGCUUGACUCAAAGUCCGAAGACGAGGAGAGCGAUAAAGAGGAUGGGCACAAGGACAGAGCAGUGACGAGAAGGAGACAAAGCAAGGAGCACACCAGUGACCGUGGUGAUGACUCUGACGUAGUUCAAGAGGACGACUCCUCCUCUGACAGCAGCUUCGGGUCGCACGGUUCACGAAACCAAGCGGGCGUGCCCGGUGAACUCGUGCCCGGUGAACUCCCACCUCCAGCUACUCCUGGUCUGGUGAUGAGAGAGGAUCUCCAGAGAUCACCGAGUCCUGCACAGGCUUCUCAACCAUUACAGAAUAAGCAUUUGUUCAAAACAGCUGAAGACGAGACAUCUCAAAGAGACAUUUCCACAGCCGCGUCGAGAGAGUACCACAAACUGAACAGUCAGUGUGGAAUCGACGCCUGGAAGAGAUGGAUACAGUGGAGGGAAUUACAAAUCAACCUGGACCUUGUUCCUUCUCACGCCGUCGCAGUAAAGGAGGACGUUCUUCACUGCUGUGCGGCCGAGUUGAACGACGGCCUCUGUUGCUUCAUCGCUGAGGUGAAACAACCUGAUGGAGAGCCGUACUCCCCCGACAGCCUCUUCUACCUCUGUCUCAGCAUACAACAGUACCUGUUCGAGAACGGUCGCAUGGAGAACAUAUUCAGUGACCUGAUCUACAACAAGUUCUCCGCUGGGUUCACUGAGAUCCUGAAAGGUUUCAGACCAUCAGUCACAGCCAGCGGUUAUAGCCAUUCCUGUGUGGAGGAGGAGUUUCUGUGGGAAUGUAAACAGCUGGGCACGUACUCCCCCAUUGUCCUCCUCAACACUCUGCUCUUCUUCUGCUGCAAGCACUUCGGCUUCACCACGGUGGAGCAGCACCGCCAGCUGUCCUUCACUCACAUCGUGCAUUGCACCAAAACCAACCAGGACAACUCAGAGACCAUCUUCCUGCGAUUCUACGUCCCAGUAUCCAUAAACGAGGCAGAGUCAGAUGUCGAUGGCGUCCCAGCUAAGAGACGUAAGAAACACGAGAGUGAAUAUGAUGUCCUAGAGAUGAUGGAGAACACAGAGAACCCUCUCCGCUGUCCAGUCAGACUCUACGAGUUUUACCUCUCCAAGUGCUCAGAGUCGGUAAAACAACGUGCCGGCUUAUUCUACCUCCAGCCGGAUCGCUGUUGUGUCCCCGGCAGCCCUCUGUGGUUCUCGUCCACCGCUCUGGACAGCAGCACAAUGGAGGCCAUGCUCGUACGAAUCCUCACCGUCCGUGAGCUGCAGGGAGAAGAUGGACGAGGUUUGGACCAGCAGAGACUAAAAUGACACAUGACGCGUUUUUGUUGGACUGUGUUCAAAUUUGACUUUAAAAAUCUGUAAAUUGUCUAAAAGCUUCAGAGAAAUACAUUCCAUCAGACAGAAAUAUAGAAAUUACACCUACAAUUAGUUUAACUAUUAAAACAAAGACUUUUUCCAUCAAGUCAUCAUUUUGAGAUUAAAUCAAGUUUUUGAAAAUUUCCAACCUGGAAUAAAAAAAAAGUUGAACUGCUGAUUUGUCUGUCAAGAUCUUGGUUUAGUUUUUGUCCGUUGACUGAGUUGAAUGUUGAUGUUUCUAGAUGUGACUUGAGAUUUUCUUAGUUUUGGUUAAUAAAUACUAAAAAGUAUCAUUGUCACUGUUUUACCUUUUUUUUGUAUUCUCUUGUGGAUAUCUCC